Messenger RNA from Morus notabilis, 650 nucleotides. RefSeq names its product auxin-responsive protein SAUR15. The transcript has a single exon. The record is from RefSeq and is a predicted model, not a curated record. Lineage: Eukaryota; Viridiplantae; Streptophyta; Magnoliopsida; Rosales; Moraceae. Bases 42 to 428 code for a protein of 128 amino acids. Gene Ontology annotation, biological process: response to auxin.
AAUCAUUAUAAGCAGCUUGUUUAGUCUUAUCACCAGCAAUCAUGUGUAAUGAAAACUGCGAAGAAAGAGCCCCAACUUUCCUUAGGCUUCGGCUUUUGAUUGGAAAACUGCAGAGACGCAUCUCGCUUUUAGGAGAAAUCAGAGAGACUGAUGAGAUCGAUUUCGAAGAAGGAGCUUUGGAAGUUCCACCGACAUUACCAGAUGAUGUUAAGGAAGGGCAUUUCGCGGUGUCGGCGGAGAAGGAUGAUGAGAAAAAGAGGUUUGUUGUUAAGCUUAAGUACUUAACUAGCCCUAUGUUUCUGAGGUUGCUUGAGCAGGCUGAGGAAGAGUAUGGAUUCGAACAAACCGGAGCUUUAGUGGUCCCUUGCAAACCUCAGGAAUUAAACAAGAUUUUAGGAACACAUGAUGAGUACGAGAACCAGUUCUGAAGACAUGAUGGAUAAAAGAUCAGAGUUCUGAAGACUUAGAUUGUUCUAAUUCUUCUCUACAUAUUACUUGUCUUCUAUAUAUAUAAAUAUUGACUUGUGUUCUAUACUGGUGUGCAUGUAACUGUGUGAGUUUUUGCCUACGCAUUUCCUUUAUUCCUUUAGAAGCACAAAGAGGAAAUGGCGUUUAAGAAAUUUGUGAUAACUCUAUAAAAUAGAGUUAUU